AGAGGAAGAGAGCAGACGUACACCCACGAGAGGUUGCACCAGAGUCUUAUGACUCUGCGAGGCCGAGUACGGCGGAGACGCAGGACAGGCCGCACCCGGGAUUGGUGCCUGAACUGCAGGACGUCGCGAUAUCCGAGUCCGAACCGUUCGCGGGGCUCAUGGAUGUGGCGAUGCCAGUCGCAUACAGCGAGACUGUCGAAGGACCUUCGUGCCCAUUGAUGACUAUUGGUACGCACUGCGGAUGAUGUCCGGCAUCUUCCGCCUCGAGAAGGCGCAGUACGUUCUGCAGGAGUGGGAUCAUAAGCUUGAGUCGUUGAAGAUUGGGGCUUACUGCCACAUCGUCUGCCUGCCACAAGGUCCAGGGAGCAUAGGCUUGACGUGCACAUGCACGCAAUCGAAGGCGACGAAUGACUGUCUGCAUCGACACGUCGUUCGAGCCCAUAUCCGCGAGCUGGGGUCCUUACCAAUCAUCGCGCCAUACCCUAUUCCCCCUGCCGUUCUCCUGUGUCACACUGCAUUCCGCGACAUGUACAUAUUCUCCUGUAUGUCCUCUACCGGUCGUUACGAGUCCGGGAAACGGGUCAUCGUGUCCUUACAACGUGACGGUCGAUGGUGGUGCCACGCGUGUGGCUAUGUGGACACAUGCAAGCACAAGCCACAUGCAGUGAAGUUUGCGAUCGAUGCAGGCUAUGUAUCAGAAGACAACACAAUGCUUGUGGAUCCAUACGGGAAUCAGAGCGACAUCGAAGGUGAACUACUGCUGGCAGCGGGUAGCCGUAACGCUCGCAAACAUAUGGCAGUGUCCUACAUGCCAGUCGCACCGCCGCGGUGGGCUGCACUCCCGCAUGAGGCCCCAUACGUCCCAGUGUGCCCAGUUGCGAAUCAUGAAUGCUACUUUCUGGACGACGCUGCGCGAUGUUGUUGUGGCUUCUUGCUCACAGACUGGACACCGUUCGUUCCGAAGACUGGUGUCGUGCAGGACGCUGUACUCUUUGGGCUGAUGUCACGUCGAGCCAUCAAGAUUGAAGUUCUUCGAUGCCCUGUAUGCGCCCACUCUCGCCGCUCGAUCGGCCCAGAUCUUGGUUGGAUCGGAAUCUUCAACUGGGACAACCGUUACCUCUUCACGCACGAGUUGUUGAAUGCAUACACCAAUGCAUUCACUGCGUCAGAGACACCCUUCUCCGCGUUUUGUGUCACAGGCAUCAGGAAAGUGGCACCUUGCCUCAACGGCCUCAAACGGCCUCACCUGUCUAAUUCGUACCUAAUUUGUCUCAUUGCCUCACAGAUCUCUGACUUGGCUGGCUGUGAUUUUGCAUACUUACUGAUUGAC
Rhodofomes roseus is the source of this 1330-nucleotide messenger RNA. RefSeq lists its product as uncharacterized. NCBI's taxonomy places the organism in Eukaryota, Fungi, Basidiomycota, Agaricomycetes, Polyporales, Fomitopsidaceae. The record is from RefSeq and is a predicted model, not a curated record. The transcript is spliced from 3 exons. The annotation marks the transcript as partial.